AUGGCUCAAAUACUUCGAUUGAGAAGAAAACGAGUAAACGUGUCGAUCCAUGGUGUCGGAAAUAAACCCCAGUAUGCUACAGAAUCUGUGUUCACAGAAAUCCGUUCAAGAAAAGAGAACUUCGCACUCAACGUAGAUUUCCUAGUGCUGAAUAACAUUAUGUCCCAGUUGCCGGCUCAAGAUAUUCCUAUUGAGCAUUGGAAACUUCCCAAAAAUUUAUUCCUCGCUGACCCCAAUUUCAACAAGUCGUCUGGAAUUGACAUGAUCAUUGGAAACGCGCACUUCUUCUCCUGCCUCAAGACUUCAGCAAAUAUUCAACUUCCUAAACCGCUCCCAUUGCUAGUAGAUAGUGUGUUCGGCUGGCUGGUCUCAGGCACAGCGGAUAUAACCCGACCCGAUAAUGGAACCUCAUCAUGCACUGAAACCACCGUUUCGUUAGUAGCACCUGAGGACAGUUUAGAACGUUUCUGGAAAACUGAAGACCUGCCAGACCAGCCUAAUUACUCAAUGGAAGAGAAGCAAUGCCAGGAGUUAUACUCUGCUACCGUUAUGAGAAACGAGACAGGAAGAUACGUAGUACGUCUCCCUCGUCGCCCGAAUUUUGAGAAAAUAGUAGGAGAAUCCAAAAAUUGUGCCUUUCGUAGAUAUUUGCUACUGGAGAAACGAUUGGAGCGUGAUCCAGCGUUGAAAGAUGAAUAUCGAAAAUUCAUUGAAGAAUACAUAGAGCUUGGCCAAAUGAAGGCGGUGUUGCCUACAGAACCCCAACAUUACAAAGGUUGUUUCCUCCCUCACCAUCCCGUAAUGAAAGAAUCGAGCGCUACCACGAAGGUCCGCGUAGUGUUCGAUGCAUCCACUAGAACUUCCACCGGCCAUUCCCUGAACGAUGGCUUAUUGGUAGGACCAGUAAUCCAGGAUGAUCUACUAUCCAUCAUCCUACGCUUCCGCACAUUUCCUGUGGCAUUGGUGGCGGACAUUGAGAAAAUGUACCGCCAGAUACUCCUACAUCCAAAUGACACCCCAUUUCAACGGUCUUGGUCCAUCGUCCUUUCUCGCUACCCGAACACUACAUCAGCUUGCCAACGAUGA
Messenger RNA from Toxorhynchites rutilus septentrionalis, 1086 nucleotides. RefSeq lists its product as uncharacterized. Lineage: Eukaryota; Metazoa; Arthropoda; Insecta; Diptera; Culicidae. Bases 1 to 1086 code for a protein of 361 amino acids. The record is from RefSeq and is a predicted model, not a curated record. The transcript has a single exon.